CCGCGGGCUUCUGCAGACGUUAAUACACAAAAAAACAUGUAUUAUCCCUACAAUGUAUUCUGUUUGAAUUUAUUUACCCGAGGAGGCUAUCGACUAUAACUGGGGAAAUCCCAAAUAGAAAUAGAAAACAGUUAAUGCAUGUUGUUCAUUUGCUUCAGAUAUUUUUAGUUUACCAUUAUUUGAAUGUCAAAUAUUUCUUUUCCUAUAAGGAAAUGAAGAAAAUUAUUUACGUGUUUAGUAAACGUGUGCACUAAAUGGCAGCAGACCAGAAGGAAAAUGCCUCAGUACAUGUUAUACCUAGACUUACAAAGUCUGUUGAGAUCAAAUAAUCUGUAAUAAUAUUAAUUUCUUCACACUGACACUAAUAUUUUCCCAGGAAAACAUUUUCUCUCUAGGCUCAUCUUUUUGACAGAGGCAAGAGAUAUUGUUAAUUUUUUUAGAAAGUGGUAUCAGAGAGGAUAUAUUUUAUGGCCAGGUGCUUUACAUUCAAUGACACUAACGACUGAUGUCAGUCUGAUGUUUUACCCUACCCCUAGGUAUUCUAUAAGAACCAUGAUCAAGAACUGGACGAUAUACUGACCCAUUUCAAUCGCGCAUUUCAGACCUAAAACGCGCAGUUCGGUAAAUGUGUACUAUGAACAUUGAACAAGUGGUAAAUCUUCCAAUGUGUGCCGGUUACAUUUCUAAAAUAUUUCUUACUUUAGAGAAACAACGCGUAGCUUACAGUUUUUCCGACGUUACACACACACACAAAAACUUGGUUUAACUUCCUUUUGAAGUUCCUGUUUAGAUUACAAAACGAAUCUGGUUGGCUGAUGUGAAAAUGUAUGUCAGUCGUUUUAAAUAUAAAAUUUAAGUGUACUAUUUAGUUUGCAUUAUCCCAGGGAUGCCUUUUAUAGAACGGUUAUUGUAAAAAUGACAUUAUAGAAAAUUUAACUCUUUUUAACAGCGGAACAAAUAUACGAAGACUCUAUAAUACAUUACUUAGUAUUAUCAUCAUCGAUCAUUUUGCCAAUAGACUGUUACAAACGAAUUUGAAAAAGCAGGUAUCAUUUUACAACUUUAAAGGAAAUGAUUUGAACUUAAUGGUUAUGGUUACCUUUGAUAUCUAAGAGGAGUAGAUGGAUAAUUCUGUGAUUAAAGGUGGUUAAUCAGAUUUUUGGAAAGUUAUGGAUUUGUUCAAAAGUUCAAACAUCUGGUCACUUACACUUAUUCAUGAUUGUUCACUACGCGCUAAAGUAAGGUUUUCACUGGAAGUGUUUGUGUAUUCUCUUUGCCAAACCAAAAUUCAUUUUUAUCUAAUAAAAAAAUGUCAGUCAUACUCAGCCUUGGGAGCUGUAGAAAUAUUCGAUCUGUUGUGUACUAUUUGUCAAAGCUUUACACUACACAAGAAUUACAUAUUUAGCCGAAGGUCAUCAGAAAUACAAGUCUGUGGAACAAUAUGCGAAAUUAUGUGAUAGAUCCGGAUACUCUUCUCUUUGGUAACCCAGACAUUGCUGAUCAAAAUAACAUGAAAAUAAUUGCUAAUGUACAGGCACUCCUGAUGCAGUCUCUUUUCGUCUUUCUUUCUGUUUCAUUUCUAUCAACGACUUAUCCUAUUUUUCUUCAAUAUCUUUCAAUAUUGUACAUGUACUCUUAACAUUUCUUUUAUCAUACAUUACACUUUUCCAAUUUUCACAUAAAUAACAAUUUAUAUUCUCAUAUUUUAAAACCAUAUUCCUAGCCCCAUUAAAGAUGUCUUAGGUCGAUAUACCCAUACAGUUAUGUUAGACUUGUCUUCCAUUCUUUACCUUUCCUGUGUCACUUUAACCAAAGUAAGAUAUAUAUGUUUUAUUGUAUGUACUUUAUUUCGCGAAUGAAAAUGUUCUGAAUCUGUGAAAGUAUUAUUUCUUCCCAUUUCUCUGUCUUAAUGAAUUCCGAAGCUACACUGAGUUUUAAAUCUAGACGUAUUUAGGUCAACUAAAUGGGAAUACAACAAUAGAAAUCAUAUUGAAAAAGAAAUACUCAGUUUAAAGUAAAGUGGAGGGAAUAAUUAUGAAAUUCUAUAAUACAGUAAAACAUCUUUUUUAAUAGUGAUCUAACACUGUGUUUUUGUUGUUCUUAAACUCAAGUAGAAUUUUAAAGAAAAACUGUGAAAAACUGUUCCUUAUAUAUGCUUGUCCACCUUUAAAGAAAAACAGAAUUUAAUAAAUAAUUCAUCACCGCAAAGCUAAAGAAAAUCGUUCUUUCCUUUAGAACCUGCGUCAAUAGCGAAGAGUCUGAGUUUUGUAAUAGGCUUUUAAGCAGCAGUGUAGAUUUAAAAAAAAUAAUUUUAGAGGAAUAAAAUUUCAUUUUAAACUGAAUGGAAUAACGAAAGGCAAUUGGAUCAUGGCUGAGAUUGGAAUGAUGGGUAUUUGGUUCCUGGCAGUCCUGUCGGUAACAACAGCAGAACAAGCAGAAGAAGAUGGCGUGACCAACGUUGCACUUCACAAGAAUGUAUUGGCCAGUGUUUCUGAGUUUGACUCCAGUUUAGCAGUUGAUGGAAAGAUGACAAGGCGUUCUUGUAUUGAAAUGGAAACGGAAGGCGAUAUUUGGUGGCAAGUGGACCUCGCUGACAUAUAUACUAUCUUUAGCAUACGAGUAAUAACUUCAGUAGAUUUUUAUGACACUAAAGUUGAGGAGGAAGAGUCAUGCUACUAUGCGUUGAGGGCGUAUAAAGGUAAAGUAAACAGCACUCGUAGUGGAAGAAAAUGCCAGCGCUGGGACUCCCAAACACCACAUAAACAUAGCUUCACGCAAGAGAAGUAUUGGUAUAGAGGAGAAGAUUUUCUGUCGGAUAACUACUGCCGCUUGCCAAAUUAUAAUUUAAUGCCAUGGUGUUACACUACUGACCCUAAGAUGCGAUGGGAACCCUGUGAUAUACGUGUAGAGGAGUGCGAAUACGUGCUGAACAGUUAUACCAGUCUUAAGAUAGGCACUGUUGAAAACAACUUGGUAGAUACUGAUUAUACUGAGGUAGAUGACGAAUUUCAUCAUUCUUGGGAAUUUGUUUUAUCAAAUCAAACACUGGCUAGGUUCGUGAAACUGCAUCAGAUUGGUACUAACGGUCGUUUCCAUUUGUGCGAAGUUGAGAUUUAUGGAACAAAAGGGGAAGUCACUAAUGUCGCGUUGCACAAAAGUACUGAAAUGUCUAAAGAAGUGGUUCUUAAACACAAAGUGUUAGGUUCGAACCUUGCGGUUGACGGCAUAAAGGAUCAGACUCUUAGUGGCGGUUCAUGCUUUUUCACUGCUGAUGGUAAUAAUCCUUGGUGGCGGGUUGAUCUCGGAGACUUCUUUUUGAUAUUCAUCAUGAGGAUAUAUAAUCGAAUUGACUGCUGCAGUGAGAAAGCGCAUGAUUUAAAACUGUGGUUCUGGAACACUCCGGACGAUGUACACAGAUUGAUCUUAGAGGGGCAAAUUAGCGACAUUCAUAAUAUGUAUACGGAUAUAGCAGCGAGAUUUCUGCAGUUGUCAUUGCCUGAAAGUGGAGAUUUUCACUUGUGUGAAGUGGAAGUUUAUGGAAAAAUAGCUGAAUGCAAAUCUAAUCAGUGUAAAAAUGGCGGCAGUUGUUCCCCUAAAUACUGUGGCGACGACUCGGAUACCUGCAGAGACUACACAUGUACCUGCCCGACUGGUUUUGGUGGUGUCAUCUGUGAAUAUUGCGCCGAAAAUAUCGCUUUUGGAAAAGACAUUAUAGCGUCAAGUAUCAGCCACCCGAGCUGGUUGCCUAGUUAUGCCAUAGACGGUGAUACGAAUCAGUUUGUUACAAAUGGAGCGACGUGUGUGUCCACACAGAAGGAAAUAAAACCUUAUCUGAUUAUAGAUCUUGGUUCAGAAUACACACUGACCAGUGUCAAGGUCUACAAACGAUUGGACUCCGAUGGUAUAUCUGCCGUUCAGUUAUUCCUCAUGUUAGAAGCUUGGACGAGCUACAAGAAAACUUAUGAUCCGAGUGAUAAAAUAUCAACAUUCGACCUUGUACCUCUUGUUUCCACAAGACUUGUAAGACUACAGGCAGAAGAAGCGCAACCAACGUCCCUUCAACUGUGUGAGAUAGAAGUGUUUGCAGUUUGUCAGGAAGAGUUGGCAUCCAACACCCAUUCCAUUAAAGACGAAUCAAAACCCCUAAUGCAGAUGCGAUUUUCUUUGUCAGAAAAGUACAGUGAUGUUGUCAGAUCGGAAGAUUUGUUUAAAAGUUCAAUAAGAAAAGCAUUGUCUGUUUACACCGGCUAUUCCGUGGAGAGUUUUCAGAAUGUACAGCUGGAGAAAGAUCCUUUCCGCGUGUCGUUUGAACUUCAUGCAAUAAAUGGAAAUCUAGUAACGUUGAGUGCAAUGUUAGAGAAGAUUGACAAGUUACUUAAGCAAGGUGUAUCAGACAUGAAGACUGAAGAUGAACAGACAUUUACAAUAACUGCUGGAAGUCUACAGUACUAUUUGGUUUAUGUAGAAAAUACAGGCACUAUGCUGACUGGACCUCUGUUGACGGCAGUUUCAAUGUUCUUUAUAGUAGCAGCGUUGCACAUUUGUGAACGGCGUUAACAUGAAACGUCACGGAGCUUCGAAGGACACAUUGACUAAGCAUAAUAUAUCAAUAUAAACUCUCCAGUCAUUAACGUGGUUAAUCAAGAGCGUUUUAGAUAUUGUCUAUUUAAAGAAUUUGAAUAUAUCAUUUUCGCCAAUCAUUUCCAUGUGGAUGAUAUGAAUCUAUUCGACCACUUCAGAUACUUUGGAUUUAGUCAACACCAUAUAUGAUUAUCAUUACUCUUACACUGACAAAUAGACAGUCAUGCGAAGAGCCAGAUCUAUAUCUGCGACUAAAGAUGCCAUAUUUUCCUCAUAUCAGUUGUCUGUUGUAAAUCUAAUUCAGAUUGCUUUUUUUCUGUGCUACAUCAAUUUUCUAUACAGAUUGAGGACAUUAAACUUAAUCUUCUUUGGUGCCACAAAGCUAUACAGUCUAAAUUCAAUAACUAGGAUUCAACAUCGAUGCUUGCAAAAACUUCUUUGCUGCCUCAAAACUGUACAAUCUACAUUUCAACACUGAUGCUUAAAACUACUUGGUACCACGAAGCUAUACAAAACUACUAAUCAGCGUUUAUGCGUUAAACUACUUGGUACAAUGCAUAUUUAUUAUGCAAUAUUUUACAUCGAUACCUUAUAAGGUUCCGAAAAUGUAAAGAAAGUAAUGAGGGUUUGCUAAAAGAACAAAUUUGUGAAAUGUUUACAGUUAAGCUUUUUGUAUUACAUAAUACUUUUAAACAGUAUUUGUCCAUUUUCAUACUAGGAGCGAAUUAAAAUUUUGGUUCGAAAUUUAUUAGCAUAUCAUAUCACAGCAAAUUUGAUCUUAAUGUAAAACAAUGUCAAACAACACGUGAUGCAUUGUAUUGCAUUUGGUUUAUACUUGAUAAAAAUGAAAAUGUAAUGAUAAUAACAGUUUAAUGCUACUUUGUCUAUAUCAGCCUAAAUGAGCUUUCUUUUGUGUUGUAUUAAAUAUAGUAACAAAAAAUGUA
Molecule: messenger RNA, 5525 nt
Organism: Mercenaria mercenaria
Lineage: Eukaryota; Metazoa; Mollusca; Bivalvia; Venerida; Veneridae
Exons: 13
Coding region: 2368-4557 (729 amino acids)
Source: RefSeq, a predicted model, not a curated record